GGGGCGGGGAGGGAGGUCCCGGAGCCGUAGAGCCUCAGGCUUCGGCCUGGCCCCAGCCCGUCACCAGCUCCGCGGGUCCCGGCCCAGAUGUGAAAGACUGAGGACUGUUGAAAGUACAGAGUUCAGCCCCUGCACCCUCUGCCCCCAAGAGCUCCAUGCAGGGGCUACAGGAUGGAGAGGACCUUGCCAGCCAGCCCUGGUACCACGGCCCCCUGUCCCGUCAGAAGGCUGAGGCCCUCCUGCAGCAAGACGGGGACUUCUUGGUUCGAGCCUCCGGGUCUCGGGGGGGCCGCCCCGUCAUCUCCUGCCACUGGCAGGGCUCAGCCCUGCACUUCGAGGUGCUCCACGUGGCCCUGCGUCCCCGGCCAGGCCGGCCCUCAGCCCUCUUCCAGCUGGAGGAUGAACGGUUCCCAAGCCUGCCCUCCCUGGUUCGCAGCUAUGUGACCGGGCAGCGUCCACUGUCCCGGGCCACAGGGGCUGUGGCCUCCAGACCCGUGAUACGGCAAGGACCCAUUCGACGCAGUUUUAGUGAGGACACCCUCCUAGAGAGCCCAGCUCGGUCAGAGCUGCCCAGGGCUAGGAAGCGGAGUGACAGUCAGCCCGCAGGUUUGGAGCACAUGGGGCGGUCAAGAGAAGACCACUCUGAACCAGGAGCCUCCGCUGUGCCCAUGUGUGCCCUCCCUCGGAUGGGUAGUGACCCCGGGCUGCUGAAGACCCCGCCACCUCUGGGGUCCGUUGUUGACAGCCUCAGAGCCUCCGAUGGGCAGCUUCAUGCCAAGGCACCAACCAAGCCACCUCGAACACCCUCACUGGUGCUGCGGGAGGCAUCUGAAUGCCCCCCAACAUACUGUGAGCUGGUGCCCCGCGUGCCCAGUGCCCAAGGAAACCCCCUGGGCCACAUAGGCCCAGAGACAGAGGCCCCAUGGUGGGAAGCCAGUGAGGAAGAGGAGGAAGAGAACAGAAGUUUUGCAAGACCCGAGGCCGAGGUCUCUUUCUGGCCCCCUAACAACCCCUUCUGCCUGCUGGGCCCCCAGAAUCGGCCCCUGGAACCAAGAGUCCUGAGUACUCUCCGUGACCUAUUCCUGGAGCACCAUCCUGGGAGCACGGCCCUGCACCUAUUAUUGGUGGAUUGCCAGGCUACAGGCCUCCUAGGAGUGACCAAGGCUCAGCGGUGUGCCAUGGGGGUCGCCUCUGGCCUGGAGCUGCUCACACUUCCCCAUGGGCAUCGCUUGAGGUUGGAACUUCUGGAAAGACACGAGGCGCUGGCGCUGGCCGGGGCGCUGGCGGUGCUGGGCUGCGCCGGGCCGCUGGAGGAGCGCGCGGCCACCCUGAGGGGCCUGGUGGAGCUGGCCCUGGCGCUGCGGCCAGGGGCGGCCGGGGACCUGCCUGGACUGGCCGCGGUCAUGGGGGCCCUGCUCAUGCCCCAGGUGUCCCGGCUGGAACGCACGUGGCGCCAGCUCAGAAGGAGCCACACGGAGGCGGCGCUGGCCUUCGAGCAGGAGCUGAAGCCGCUGAUGCGGGCACUGGAUGAGGGCACUGGCCCCUGCGAGCCGGGCGAGGUGGCGCUGCCGCACGUGGCACCGGCCGUGCGCCUGCUGGAGGGCGAGGAACUCCCGGGGCCGCUCGACGAGAGCCUCGAGCGGCUGCUGCGCACGCUGCACGGGGCGCGUCGGGUGGCCCGGGAUGCGCCCAAGUUCCGCGAGGCAGCAGCCCGGCGCCUACGAGGAUUCCGGCCGAACCCGCAGCUGAGGGAGGCCCUGACCACAGGCUUCGUGCAGAGGCUCCUCUGGGGAAGCCGAGGAGUCGGGGCGCCACAAGCCGCACGUCUAGAGAAGUUCCAGCGCGUCCUCAGUGUCCUUUCACAGCGCCUGGAGCCGGAUGUUUGAAAGCACAGAUCCCCUUCUUCAUACUGGGACACCCAAGCUAUGGAAACCCCCUGCAGACACCAAGGAAGUUGCCCCAGGCUGUUCACACAGCCAAGUGCAGUGGGAACCCAGAUUCUGCCUUACACAAGGGGGAAGGGGGGAUUUGCAAAAACCCACACCACUCCCCCAAAAGGCACAUGGAUCUUAGGGUGAGGGACAGCCUCCUCCCCCAUACUAGAAAACCCAGGUGUCUGGAGGCCCUAUCCCACCUCCCACCCCCAAACACAUAUCUUACAAAUGGGGAACAUACACUCUUAAUGGUAAGAACUUGCAGAUCUACUCAGAAGCCAGAUGCAACUGCUUACGAGCUGUGUGACUUCUAGCAAAUGGCUCAACCUCUCUGGCCUGCCUUCAACAUAAAAGUGAGGCUAUGUACUUUCCAGGGGUUGUCACAAGGGAUUAAAGCUCAGUGUUCAAAUAUCAUGGGUGGAGAAUGCCUGGUACACAGUAGGUGCUCAUCACUGCCUUUUCUCAGUAAAGCUGCGGUAAACACAGAAA
This is a messenger RNA of Neogale vison (American mink), 2423 nucleotides long. RefSeq names its product SH2 domain containing 3A (gene SH2D3A). The coding region runs from base 156 to 1886 and encodes 576 amino acids. The transcript has 10 exons. Gene Ontology annotation, biological process: positive regulation of peptidyl-serine phosphorylation; small GTPase-mediated signal transduction. Gene Ontology annotation, molecular function: guanyl-nucleotide exchange factor activity; phosphotyrosine residue binding. Lineage: Eukaryota; Metazoa; Chordata; Mammalia; Carnivora; Mustelidae. The record is from RefSeq and is a predicted model, not a curated record.